CCGUUUUGCACCAAGAAGAAUGGCACGGCAACCCAAGUCGAGGAACCAAUUGAAUCAAAGCCUCGUGGGAAUCACGUUCAACACACCCAAGCCCGGUGUGGUCCUUUCCUAUGACCCUGGAACGUUCAAGUUCAUCGUACGCCUGUCUCUCGCCUUGAAAGAAUAUUGUGUCGUUUAUAUGUAGGUGCGGAUGCACAUGAGCUCGGACGUGGAGCUCGAGCUCACGCGGGACGAAGUGCUCAAGCUCGUCAACGACGACCGCGCCCCUCCACCUUCCAUUGUCGCGGCCAAGGAUCGCCACCAUCCGCUCGUGGGCACCAAGGUUGUGGUGCCGUUUGGUCCAGACGCCGACGACAUCACGGGCACCGUGUUAUACUUUCUGCCGGUCCCGUCAGACACGUUUUGCGUGCGGUUUCUCAACGGCGUGGUCCGGUACCUUGACGAAGACACGAUUCGUCGCGGCGGUGGCGGCAGUCUUGUUCCCACCGCCCCUCCGCCACCAUCUCCCUAUCCAGCGUCCAGCACACCCCUUCCUCCUCCUACGACUGCAACAAAACCUCCGAUCAUCGACUUGACGUUGACCGAUUCCGACGAUUCCGACGCAUCCACGCAACCGCGCCCACCACCACCACCUCUGUCAUCGAAUCCAACGCCCCACCUCUCCGCGCCGUCUUCUCCACAGCCGCCUUCUUCACCACCACCUCCACAGCCGCCGUCGUCACCACCACCUCCACCUCCUCGUCGUCGAAAGCCAUCGCUACAUCCUCCUCCCUCGCAUCGACGGAUCAUAGACAGCAGCGAAGAUGACGAAGAAGAUGCGAUGCCUGCCGGCGGGUUGCAUCCGCCCGAGUCGGCAUUUGCCGCCGCCGCCGAGUACGCCAUCACCCACCGCGCCAAGACCACCAUCGCCACAUCUCCCUCCUCUCCUUCUUCUUCCUCUGAAGACGACGAUGGCCAUCAUCGUCGGCGGCAUCGCGUCGUGUUUGACGGGUUCUCAUACGCGUCCUCGAGCGACGAGGAGCGGCAGGCCCGCCGCAAGCGCCGACGGGAUAAAGUCCUUUUAACCAGAACCCCCCGCAACAACCCCAAACCCCCCGCUCUGGACGACGACGACUUUCGCUGCUGCCAACUUCAACCUCAACUUCAACUUCAACCUCAACUUCAACUUCAACAAUCAUCUUCCGAAAAGAAGAAGAAGAAGCCACAUGAAGGAGACGGGAAUGAGGUUGGAGGAACGCGCACGCGGGAACAAGCCGAGUUUGUGCGCAACCGACAGCUACAUGUGGCGAAUCGAAAUCGGCGCGUCCGUGAGGAAAGGGCGGCGGCCGCGGCGGCUCUCCGCGUGCAAGAAGAGAAGCUCCAGGUCCAAAAGGCGCGGGAACGCCAAGUUCGCGACGCGGAAGACGCAGAACGACAGCGCCUGGCACAGCAACAUGUGGCCAACCGCCGCAAGCACGAAGGCGAGCGCGCCCGACGGGAUCGACUGAGGAGAGCCAAGGCAGAGGCGAACGCCAGUGCCGCCGCGGCGCCGCGGGGACGGAAGAGGCGGAUGAUGGCGGAGAAGAAGACGCCGGAGCUUGAAGAGGUGGAGGUGGACGGCACCGCCAUGCCGAGAUAUCUAUCGCGGGAUGCCACCGCCGUGCCCGUCGUCGAAGAGCGGGAGAUCCUGUGGUGUUAAACGUAUGUAGUUUUAGUAUUAAUAUAUCGUCGAUGCAACUAAUAGUUAGUACACGUUGUUUGCACCUUGCACAA
Messenger RNA from Aphanomyces astaci, 1752 nucleotides. RefSeq lists its product as hypothetical. The record is from RefSeq and is a predicted model, not a curated record. The transcript has 2 exons. The coding region runs from base 191 to 1678 and encodes 495 amino acids. Lineage: Eukaryota; Oomycota; Saprolegniomycetes; Saprolegniales; Verrucalvaceae.